Messenger RNA from Paramuricea clavata, 15228 nucleotides. The record is from the annotation of a GenBank genome assembly. NCBI's taxonomy places the organism in Eukaryota, Metazoa, Cnidaria, Anthozoa, Malacalcyonacea, Plexauridae.
AUGUCUGUGGCAUCCGAAGGCGAGGAAAUUCCCGAACAAAACGACAAUCUACCGCAACAACAAGAUGUGCAAAGCUUAAGGCGAAGUCGGUCAGCCGCGAAGGCGAACAUUACAAAGAAAAUCAAGGAGCUUACCGAAUGGAAAAUGGUUUGUGAGAAUAUUACAGAAGCCCGAGUCAAAGCUAAUGAAUUUACUGACGUGGUGGCGAAGUUUGAUGCCGCCCAUUCGAAAUAUCACUUUGCGAUAGACGACGAAUAUGAUAAAAUCGAUUCGGAAGCGUAUUUAGAGACAGAAAGGAAACGAAUUGACAAUUUUACACGUACACUGGAAGACUGGAUUAGAAGUUUGGAAAGUAGAUCUAAAGAACCCGAAGUAAGGUCAAGCGAAUCAGUCAGCAAUAUGGGAAAAGCUUCCCAUGCUAAAACAAGGAGUUCGAUUGCAAGUUCGCGUUCAAAAUCUGGCCAGUCUUCAACCGUUAGUGCCCGAUUGGCUGUCAGAGCAAGAAAGGCUGCGUUGGAAGCCGAGAAGGCAGAAUUAGCUAAACAACAAGCUUUAGAGCAAGAAAGACUGCAACUUGAACAGCGAAAGUACGAACUAAAACUCAACACCGAACUUGCGAAAGCCGAAGCUGAAAAACGAGUAUAUAGUGAGGCGGUUUAUGAUGAAACUCAAGCAACGUCUGCGCAAGACAAGUUAAGUAAUAAAACCGAAACGAAGCUAGAAGAGCAAUAUCACAAUAAAAGCCUUAAAUCACCAAAGGUUGGAGCGACUAUGCCCACUGAAGCUGAUUUCAAGUCCAAUACGACGUCUCGUUAUGCAAGAAAGAAUUUGGUUCCAAGCGACAAAGGGAAGGAGAGUGAUACGAGCUCCGUUAUUGCAGAAGACUUUUUGCGCAGUGUGACAAAUAUGCAGCAACAACAACAGCAUCAGAUGUUCGAUAUUCAAGAAUCCCGAGAUCAACAUUUACAGCAAUUGCUAAGUCACCAUCAACAAAUGACCUUGUCAAUGUCCCUGCCCGAAGUGCAAGUUCCAACAUUCACUGGCGACCCGAUUGAAUAUUGUCAUUUUCUGCGAUUUUUCGAAAAUUUAAUUGAAGCAAAGACAACAAGUCACAAUGCAAAGCUGUUCUACUUGGUCCAGUACACGGCGGGAGAAGUUCAAGAGCUGAUGCGUAGCUGCCUAAUGAUGCGGCCUGAGGAAGGGUACAACGCAGCGAAGAGACUUCUAAAGGAGAAGUACGGUCAAAACUAUAAAAUCGCAACAGCUUAUGUGAACCGAGUUACCCAAGUGGCACCAAUCAAGGCAGAAGAUGGCAUCGCACUUCAAAACUUUUCCGUGUUACUUGCAAGUUGCAGAAACACUUUGAAAGAAAUUGGAUACCUGAAUAAAGUUGAGAAUCCAGAUUGCCUGGUCAAAAUAAUCGAAAAACUUCCCUAUUCCCUGAGACAGAAAUGGAGAGAUGUUGCUGAUAAUAUUACAAACAAUAAGUCGAGAGAGAUAAUCUUCGACGAUAUGUUGUCAGAUUCGUUGAUGCGCGGGCUAGAGUUUUGAAUCACCCAAUCUUCGGAAGACUGAGCGUGAUACUCGAAGCAAACCCAAAGACUUUGCUGGGACGAAGAAUAGACUUAACUUCGGGAUCGACGGUCAGCGCACUGAUGAUGAAGGUGGUCGCAAGGUGGAAGUCAAAAGUUACAAGUGUUCAAUGUGUAACGGCAAUCAUAUCCUGCCACGGUGUAAUCAUUUCCAGAAAGAGUCUCUUGAAGGUCGACUCAAGUUUGUUCGUAAACGAGGACUAUGUUACAACUGUUUGUUUCAAAGUCAUAUUGCUACAUCAUGUCCUAAGAAUAGUUUCUGCAAAGUGAACGGCUGCCAAUUAAAGCAUUCUACAUAUCUGCAUUCUAAAAGCAACCCUCGUGUCGCUGAGAAGUCGUCUGGUCCUGAUGUCCCAAAUAAUCCUGACAAUUGCGCGAAUUACGACUCGCGUGUCAACAACAACGGUUGUGUGAAUGCCACCAAGGCUGGAAAUAAUGUCAACGGGGCCGGUGUAACGGCGACUGGGUUACCAUUAGUACCCGUUAAAGUAAGAUGCUCUGGUUCAUCUCGAGUCAUUACAACGUACGCGUUCUUGGACUCAGGGUCUAACACGACAUUCUGUACGGAUGAAUUGUUGAAUCAACUUCGCGUUCAAGAAAAAAAGACAACUCUGUCAUUAACAACCCUACAGCACGAGGAUUGUACAGCCAACUGCAGCAUGAUUAGUUUGGAAGUCUUCAACCUGGAUGAUGAUAACAUGGUUGAACUCCCUAUGGUGUUUUCUACUGAAAGUUUACCUAUCAGUGAAUCCAGCAUUCCUCGGCAAGAAGACGUCGACAGAUGGCCUUAUCUUAAAGAUGUGACGCUGCAGAGAAUUGACGCUCCAAUUCGUCUUCUGAUUGGAAAUAAUGUACUCAAGGCACUCGAACCAAAGGAAGUAAAAGAGUGCAAUGGAAAGGUACCGUAUGCUGUAAGAACAAUUUUUGGCUAGACGGUUAAUGGCCCACUCGGAAGAAACGAAACCGUGCAUCAUUGUGCAAACUUGAUUCGAUCCGACCAUGGGCUCAAUGAACAGUUUCGAAAAUUUUGUGAUAUGGAGUUCAACGACUCAGUAUUUGACAGCCAAUUGGAAAUGUCGGUGGAGGAUUGUCGUGCGCUUGGAGUGAUGGAAGGCUCGGUACAAUUAAAAGACGGACAUUAUGAAAUAGCAUUACCAUGGAGACAUUUCCCUCCUUGCUUACCCAACAACCGUCCGUUAGCAGAGCAUCGCUUGAACCUUCUGAAGAAAAGGCUUCUCAAAAACUCAGAUCUUUAUUCAAAAUAUUCAGAAUUCAUGGAUAACUUGCUAACCAAGGGCUAUGCUCGUAAGGUCUCCGAUAGUUCAACUGACCCACCUCAGCAGCCUUUGUGGUAUCUACCGCAUCAUCCAGUAAUCAAUCCCAAUAAACCUGAUAAGGUUCGUGUCGUUUUCGACUGUGCAGCAGUGUUCCAUGGGACGUCAUUUAACCUCCAAUUGCUGCAGGGUCCAGAUUUAACGAAUACUCUAGUCGGAGUUUUAAUUCGUUUCAGAGAAAAUCCUGUGGCGCUGAUGGCCGAUGUCGAGUCAAUGUUCCACCAAGUGCGAGUUACUUCUAACGAUUAUGACGCAUUGCGCUUCUUCUGGUGGUCUCAAAACGAUCUCAACGUAGAACCCGAGGAAUUCCAGAUGUUGUUUCAUUUUUUUGGUGCCACAUCCUCCCCCACCUGUGCAAAUUUUGCACUGCGAAGAACUGCAGAUGACAACCUGAGCGACUUUGAUAUUACGGUAUUGGACACGGUCAAUAGAAACUUUUACGUUGACGACUGCCUAAAGUCUGUUCGCGAUGAAGACGAAGGUGUUUCGUUAGCUAAUGGCCUUACGACAUUGCUGGCUCGUGGGGGAUUUCAUCUGACAAAGUGGAUCUCAAACUCAGCUCGAGUGAUUCAGUUAGUGCCUGAAGAAGAAAGAUCUGGUUCUGUCAAAGAUUUGAAUUUCGACCAACCAACAAUACAACGAAAAGAGAAACUAGCAACACGACGAGGGUUACUUUCAAUUGUGAGUUCAGUAUAUAACCCCCUUGGGUUCGUUGCACCAUUCAUACUACCAGCAAAGAUACUAAUGCAAGAGCUAUGUAGGAGAAAGUUGAGCUGGGAUGACCUGAUUGAAGCCGAUCACGUUAAACGCCGGAACACUUGGCUAAGAGAAUUACCGAGAAUUGAGCAGCUUCGGGUUCCAAGAUGCAUUAAACCUACGAAUUUGCCAGAAAUCGUUUCAACGCAGUUACACGCGUUUGCAGAUGCCUCACAGCGUGGCUACGGUGCAAUUACUUACAUUCGGUUUGAAGAUAUUGGUGGCAACGUCCAUUGUUCAUUUGUGAUGGCUAAGUCAAAAGUGGCUCCUCUAAAGGAAACAAAAUUCCACGACUGGAAUUGUCAGCUGCUGUUGUAGCCUCGAAGCUUGACAAGAUGGUACGACAUGAAAGCGAUAUUCGAAUCGACGCCUCUCAGUUUUGGACCGACAGUACGUGUGUUCUGGGUUAUCUGAAGAACGAGAACAAGAGAUUCCAGACGUUCGUUGCUAAUAGAAUUGCCACCAUUCUUGAAGCGAGUUUACCGAUUCAGUGGAGAUAUGUUACCAGUGAGCAAAAUCCUGCAGACGACGCUUCAUGGGGGCUAACUGCUGACGCGUUGCUAAAUAAGCUUCGAUGGAUAAAUGGUCCUGAAUUUUUAUGGAAAUCCGAGAAUUACUGGCCGAGUAAACCUACCAUAACUCCCAUAAUUCGCGAUGACGAUCCAGAAGUGAAGUUAACAACGCAAGUUUUUUCACUUACGAACAGUUCACAAGUUACGACUGAUGGAAUUAUCGAGAGAUUCUCGUCAUGGGAUUAGCUGAAGAGAUUUGUGGCAUGGAUACUUGGUUAUCGUACAAACUUACGUAAAGCCGCUGCUGAUACAGCUAAGAUGACUAACAUCGCAACAAGAAGUCCAAACUCAGAAAUUAAAUCGCUUACUGUGGACGAUAUGCUGGUUGCAGAAAGGGAGAUUGUGAAAUACGUUCAGGGCAGAAGUUUUCAAAAUGAAUUGGCUCGUCUCAAUGGUGUUAACGCGCAGAACAACAAAGCAACAAGGUCUUUAGAUGGCCCAGUCAGGAAGACAAGUCCCAUCUACAAACUCGAUCAGCAAGUAAGGAAUCAACUUCUAUGUGUCGGUGGACGUUUGGCGAAUGCUCCUAUCUCAGACGAAAGCAAACACCCAUUAAUCAUCCCGAAGAACAGUCCAAUUUCGAAACUGAUUUCAAGACAUUACCAUCAGUUGGCAGGACAUAGUGGUCUGGAACACGACCUUUGAAAGUAUGUUCUUGCUACACAAGGAGAAAGCUGAUCGACAGAUAACUGAUCUUGUAAACAAAGUAAAAAAUUUAACUGCUACAGUUAUGCUACAGAGCCAACAAUUGCAAGAAAUGAGAAUGAGCAUUAAUGCCCAUAGAAAAAGUAAUGCAACUGAAUUACAAGAAAAGGGUAUCCCAAGUCAAGGCAAACCUCCUGCUACCCAUGACCAAAUUCUGUGUAGGAGUUUCGGCACUCAGACGACAGCAGUAGAAGAUCAAACAGUUAAACGGCCUGGGAAAAAUCCUCCACCCAGGGACUUUGUCAACCAGCUCAAGAGCUACAAGGUGACCCAAAGAGACAAGUUCGAAAGCCUAAAACCUCGACAUGACGAAAGAAAAACCCGAAAAGCAACGAAACCAAAAAAUUCUCAUCAUGAGCAAGGCAAAAAUCGUAAAUCAAUGAAGCCAAAGAUUCCUAUACAAGCUGAAAACAACAAGAUUAGUGAGCUGGAACGAACAAUCAAGAAUAUUGAACAGGAAAAUGAGUCUCUCAAAACAAUUAUGCAAAUCCAAAAAGAUGAGUUCAAUCAAGCACUCCGUGAAAAAGAAGACAAGGAAAAUCAUCGCCCAUGGCAAAUUUUCAAGCCAAAACAGACCAUCGACUUGAAAGGCAAGCAAAACAAAAGAAAACGCGAAUGGACAAACCAAAAUCCAAUUCAUAUAUCAACUUCAAAUCAAUAUGAAAGCCUUGAAAGCAAAGAAAUCCAAGAGAACGGGACAAAAACCGACAAGCCAACAAAUGUAGAAAACAAGGAUAAACUUAAAAAUACUGUAGAGAAUUCCAAAUCGACGCAUCCACCGAAAAAGCAAGGGAGUACAGUCAUAAUCGGCGAUUCUCUACUCAAAGGUCUUCGCCAGCAUUCAACAUCAAAAGCGGUUAAGACAAAAACGACAGUUAAAUGCUUUCCAGGAGCGAAAGUCGAUGAUUUGAAUGACUAUUGUAUUCCAGUUUUGGCAACAAAGCCUAAACAUGCUAUCAUACACUGUGGAACAAACGAUCUUCGUACUAAAAACCCGCAAGAAAUAACGAAGCAGAUGGGGGCUUUAUGUGAUUUUAUAGUGCGAAAAUGUCCUGAUAUACAUAUCACGGUAUCAUCUUUGAUCACUAGAAAUGAUGACCAAGACAAAAAAGUCACCAAGGUAAAUACGCAACUUCAAUCACUAUGCUUACAGAAGGGUCUUAGCUUUCUACUCCAUGACAAUUUAGACAAGAAAUGUAAAAGGUAAAACCCUCUCUGAAAAAAAGUAAGGUAAAACCCUAGGUAAAACCCUCUCUGAAAAACUCCAAAAACUGCAAAACAGAGCCGGUAGGAUAAUAACCUUCUCCGAUUAUGACGUAAGAUCAGCUGAUAUACUACACAGUCUUGGUUGGAAAACUCUUGACCAACGUCGUGAUAAACAGCUCGCAACAAGUAUUUACAAAGCAGUGAAUAAUUUACAUCCCAACGAGCUUAAUACUAUUUUUGAACCUACCUCGCAAGUCCACUCUCACAAUCUUAGAGGUAGUUCGCACAGUAUGUUCACCCAGGUGCUUAUUUUAUGUUCAACCAGGUGCUUAUUUUAUAAAAGGAGCUUCGGCUACCGUGGGGCUGUGUUAUGGAACGAUCUUCCGGAUGAAAUAAGAAGUCAGGCUUCAAUAUAUCUUUUCAAAAAUAAACUUUCUAACUUUCAAAUUUAAUACUAAGAUUAAGUAGUUGUAAAUAUGUUAGGAUUAUAUAUAUAUAUAUAUAUAUAUAUAUAUAUAUAUAUAUAUAUAUAUAUAUAUAUAUAUAUAUAUAUAUAUAUAUAUAUUCUCAUUUCUUUUGUUUUUUUGUAUUUUUACAUGGCUCCUUGCAAGAGCACUUUAGUGAAAGGACACCAUGUUAUAUAUAUAUAUAUAUAUAUAUAUAUAUAUAUAUAUAUAGCUCAUUUCUUUUGUUUUUUUGUAUUUUUACAUGGCUCCUUGCAAGAGCACUUUAGUGAAAGGACACCAUGUUACCUAUUUAUGUAUUUUUUUAAUAAUAAAGCUUCAUUGAAGAAAUGUCUAAAUCAAUCAGGACUUCACCUAAACAAAUUUGGAGACUCUAUUUUAGCCAAAAAAAUUAUUGAAACAAUAAAACGUUUUUAACCUAGAGCCUGAGUAUAUUCCGACCUGCAGCACACCAGUAAUCAAUUUGACCACUGCGAGCAUGCCUGAAAAUCCGUGUGUUUAUGGUAAUGAGUUAAUGUCAAAUGAAGCAAACUUAAGCAAAAAUAAACUGGAUAUUCUAAAAGGCUUCAGAAUUGCUCAUUUAAACAUAACCUCUUUACCUAAAUACAUUGAUCAAUUAAGAACUUAUCUGGUCAACAAACCAGUUUAUAUAUUCACAAUUAAUGAGACCAGGUUAGAUGAGUCUAUCAAUGAUGUAGAGGUUAAUAUCAAAGGAUAUAACCUCUAUAGAAAAGAUAGAUGUAGAUAUGGUGGCGGUGUAGCUAUUUACACUAGGGAUGUUCUGAAUGUGAGGGAAAUGUCUCCGUUUGUCCCGGAAAACAUCGAAGCUGUUUGUCUAGAAAUCACCAAACCUAAAUCUAAACCAAUGUUACUCACUACUGUUUACCGACCUCCAAGUUCUAAUGCUAGUUUUAUGGAUGAUUUGGAAAACUAUUUUCACAUAUUAGAUGAACAAGACAAAGAACUAAUUCUCACAGGGGAUUUAAACUGUGACCUCUUUCUCCCAGUCUUGCAAAGCCAUUCACGUAGACUUAUGGACAUCCUUGAACUAUUUCAAAUUAAUCAAGUGAUAACAGCUGCCACACGUAUAACGGGUAACACUGAAUCAUUACUUGACAUAAUUGCUACAAAUCGUCCUGAUAAAGUAAAGGAAAGUGGCGUAUUUCAUUUAGGUAUUAGUUAUCACAGUCUUGUACAUAUGUGCCUAAAAAUAUCGUUACCUCGCGAAAAACCCAAGAUUGUAGAAAGUAGAAAUUUAAAAAACUAUAAUAUUAAUGAUUUCAAUAACCACAUUUCUCAUUUAUUGAGUAACGCAGAUUGGAAUCAUAAAGAUCCAGAUCAAUCAUGGGAUCAAUUCAAAACCAUAUUCAACUACGUAUCAGAUAUUUAUGCUCCAGUUAAAACUAGAAAAGUUAGAAGCACUUAUGCUCCAUGGCUAACUACUGAGAUUAGGUGUGAGAUGAAUAAGCGUGAUUACUUAAAAAGAGAGCAGUCAAAAUAAUUCCAAGAGCCUUCGUCGAGUUUAUCAGGCAAAGCGAAAUGAAGUAAACAAAUUAAUUAGAUCUGCAAAAUUUCGAUAUUGUAAGGAUAAUAUUGAUCUAAAUAAACACAAUCCUAAAGAGAUGUGGAAAAAUAUUAAUCAGGUCAUCAGUGGAAAGGGUCGGUAUUCUAAAACCACCACCAUAUCCGCAAUUAAAGAUGAUCUGGGCAAUACUAUCCAUGAUGAAAAGUUAAUAGCUGACCAACUCAAUAAAUACUUUGUUGAAAUUAGUCCAAAAUUAUCAAAUAAAUUGCCUGCCAGUCCUAAAGUUUUUUCGGAAUACCUGGAUCUAGUAGAUUGUGAAUUCCAAUUCCUUAUGAUAAAUGAUGACACUGUUUAUAAGAAAAUAAUGAAACUCAAACCUAAUAAGGGAGCUGGUCCAGACAAAAUUCCUCCAAAACUAAUAAAGGAUUCUGCAGUCGUUAUCACACCCUGUUUGAACCUCAUUUUUAAUCUAUCCCUAUCAGAAGGGAAAUUUCCUGAUGACUGGAAGAAGGCUAGAGUUUCCCCAAUUUUCAAAUCUGGGAAUCGAGAAGAAUGCGGCAAUUACAGACCUAUAAGUAUUUUAUCCGCCAUUUCGAAAAUUUUCGAAAAAAUUGUAUUUGACCAGCUAAGUCAGUAUCUUAUAACAAAUAAGAUUUUAACCGACUAUCAGUCAGGUUUCAAAAUUAAAAGGAUAUUCUACUUGUUCUUCCUUAUUAAGAACAACUAAUGAAUGGUUAGUUAACAUGAAUAAAGGCUUGAUAAAUGGCGUUGUUUUUCUAGAUCUAAGAAAGGCUUUUGAUACAGUUGAUCACAAUAUAUUGAUUAAAAAACUAGAACUUUAUGGCCUCAAAAAUAAUGCCCUUCGCUGGUUCAUCUCAUAUCUAAGUCACAGGAAACAAAUUUGUAAAGUAGGGAUGUCUGUUUCAAAUGGUAAAAACAUCACAACAGGCGUGCCGCAGGGGUCAAAUCUAGGUCCUUUUCUCUUUUUACUCUAUAUAAAUGAUCUGCCGAAUUGCCUUGAUUCUUCAAUACCAGCACUUUUUGCUGAUGAUACCAAUCUUACUACCAGUGGUUCUACCGCAAGUGAGAUUCAAGAUAAUUUAGAAAUUGAAUUAAAUAAAGUUCACAUGUGGCCUUUAGCCAACAAGUUAACUUUGAACCUUGAUAAAACUGAGUAUAUGCUAAUUGGAUCAAGACAAAGGUUGUCCCAAGUUAGUUCUGACCCAGUCCUAACGAUGGGCUCUGAGGGCAUCAAACGUGUUUUAUCCACCAAAACGCUUGGUGUAGUGGUUGAUGAAUGCAUCACCUGGAAAGAUCAUAUUGAUAAAGUGGCCAAAAAAGCUGCAAAAGGGGUAGGAAUAUUACGGAGGUCUAAACAUUUAUUUGACAAAGAUACUCUUAAAACCGUUUACAGCGCUUUUGUUUUACCUCAUUUUGAUUAUUGCUCAUUGGUAUGGAACAACUGUUCCAAAACCCUGCAAAAUAAAUUGCAAAAACUCAAAAAUAAAGCCGGCCGAAUAAUCACAGGUGAUUGCUACGAAACUGCCUCAGAAAUUGUCAGAACUAAACUUUCGUGGGACACUUUAGAGGCAAGGAGAGAGAAACAAUUAGAAACUUUAAUGAUACAAAUAAUGAAAGGUAAUUCAACUGAUUACUUCCGCAAGUUCUUCACAAUGUGUACGAAUCAAACGUAUGAAUUAAGAAGUAACAAUCAUGUUCUCCACUUGCCCAAACCUAACACCAACGCGUAGUUUUAGUUAUAAGGGGGCUGCAGCUUGGAACAAUAUCGAUGACAAAAGUAAAUUUUAACCGCAUGUUUUAAUAUUUUUACAUUUUUUACAUACAUAAAUAAUUACCAGUACAUAUUUUAUAUUUAUGAUAUCUUAAAUUAAUUUUGACACAUGGCCAUCUGAAAAUCAACCUUUUUAGUUUUGCCUGUAUAUUUUCAACAUAUUUUGUAAUUAUAAUUAUUUUUGAACUUUGGUUGAGAUGCUACCGUGUAUAAAUAUUGGUAAAUAAAAUAAAAAUCAUUAAUAAGAGAACGUUUUUGGAUAAUUGGAGCACGAAAUACUCUGAAAGAAAUCCUGAGACGUUGCGUAGAUUGCAGAAAAAGACAAGCAGCUGUUGGUGAACAAAAAAUGGCAGAUCUCCCAGAGCAUCGUGUUACGCCAGACAAAGCGCCAUUUACAUUUGUGGGAGUGGACUGUUUCGGACCAUUUCUCAUAAAAAGAGCUCGAAGUCUUGUAAAGAGAUAUGGAGUUUUAUUUACGUGUUUGGCCAUACGUGCUGUUCAUAUUGAAGUGGUUCAAAGCCUUGAUACAAGUUCGUUUCUUCAUGCCCUUCGCAGAUUCAUUGCCAGGAGGGGUCAAUCGCAGGUGAUCAGAUCCGACAACGGAAGUAAUUUUGUUAGUUGUGAGAAAGAAAUUCGCACAGCAAUUGAAAGUUGGAACCAAGAGAAAAUCCACCAAUUCCUCCUGCAACAAAACGUCAAAUGGAUUUUUAACCCUCCCUUAGGAUCCCAUCAUGGUGGAGUUUGGGAGCGCUGUAUCAGGACAGUUCGCAAAAUCAUAAUGGCACUUCUAAAACAGCAGUUCGUGGACGAUGAAUGCCUGACAACUAUCAUGUGUGAAGUGGAGUCUAUAAUGAACAGUAGACCGUUGACGAAAGUAUCUGAUGAUCCGAAUGACUUGAAAGCUUUGACCCCAAAUCAUUUGCUUCUGCUGCGGCCAGGACCAACACUACCUCCCGGAAUCUUCAGCGACAACGACUUAUAUUGCAGACGUCGAUGGAGACAGGUUCAAUACCUAUCUGAUGUUUUCUGGCGCCGCUGGUUGAAAGAGUAUCUGCCCGAACUACAACGGAGACAAAAAUGGAUGAAUCCUCGACAAAAUUUCACUCCAGGAGAUAUCAUGUUAAUAGUCGAUGAAACCUCACCAAGAUCAUUAUGGCCGCUUGGACGUAUAGUGAGAGUAAAACUCAAUUCCAAGGAUGGUUAUGCGCGAAGAGUCGUUCUAAAGACAAAAUCUACAGUCCUUGAACGUCCAGUGGACAAAAUCGUGCUGUUAGAAGCCUUAAAUUGAACAUGUAACAUAUCGCUUUAUGAUAACGGUUUAAAAUCUAUAAUUUAACAUAACGUAAAUGUUUUCUACGAAACAUAUCGGGGCCGGCAUGUUGAUUUCAAACCGAAGGACAAAGAAACAAUAUAAUUAGUUACGCAUGAGUGACACUUUGUGAGUUUUGUGAUGUGUUGUUUAUGUUUUACGUAAAUUAACAGUAUUUAAGCUAGGUGCUCAUAACCUUUCAGCUAUCUGUAUAUUGUCUUGCCGCUGUGUUUAUGUCAAUGUUCUGAUUUUCUAGCGGACAGAAAACUAAAUCUGUAAGUCGUCUUAUAUUUUGUACAUGUAUAUAGACUAUAUAGUUGUACUCUAUUUGUUAGUUGCUUAUCUUAGUAAUAAUUUUAUUGUAAUGUUUGUUGUAGUUGAGCCGUCAAAGGAAUAAAAUAUAUGUCGCGUUCAAAUUAAAGUUUGGUUACGAUUGAGUCUACAUAAGUUUACAACCAAAAGUUCGCAUAGUUUUAGUUCGCUUGACCACUGACAUUGGAUGCUUGCAAAAUAUUUAAGUUAUUUUGGUUUAAUACCAAGAGAUCGACCUUGAUCUUGGCCCUAGCUGUUACGUAGUUUCAAGUGCUCUAAAUUUCCUCCGUGAACAGGUGCGCCAGGGAUUAACAUUAAAUGUAAUUAAAUUGUUACUCACUUAUCUAAUUGGUUCAGGUGUGACAUAAAAACCCAUAUUUCGUGGAACAUAUUUUUAUUUAUCUCUCCACCUUCCUUUCGAGUUAGUGAGGAUCAAACAGCGUUGCAUUAACCGAGCUUGGUUUACUGGCAUGCAGGCACAAUGUUUUGACGACAGUUUUAUGGGAAAAAUUUUGGCUAUGAAUAUAGUUCAUAGCCGCUUUAUUGAAAAUAUUUAAUAAAAUAACAUAUUUUCUGACAUCAAAGUAAUACUGAAGUCUAGAUUGAUUAUAUAAGUGUUCUAUUGCCAGUAAAGGUGGCAGGAAUAUACGCCAAAGGCUUUGCAUUUCGCUCUAAACAUUGAGGGACGAAUCAAAAGACUCCCCACCCGAGAAAAUGCAACGCUACAUGACCUCAACCAUACACGAAUUAUUUUACGUAUUAGAAAAUUCUGAAAGAACGUCACGACAUAUAAACCUGAAAAUUUAUGAAAAUUGAAGACUGUCGCCCUUGCAGACUGCUCCAAAACUAGCAUACACGAUAUAUGGAAACUGGUAUAAAUGUGCUAUACCUAGCGAAGUCGUUGAUCAGCCGCCCUUGCAAGCUGUCUGAAACAUGUUUUACAACGUGAUAGCAGUAACUCCUGCUGUCUUGUCAUUAUUAAACUGAGUAUUACGAAAAAAUGGCAACUGCCCUUGCUAACUGCUGAAACAAGCCUUUUAAAAGCGUAUAGCACAAAGCGAGUUGCACAUGCAACCAGACAAUAAUUUGAUAAACCUAAGAAAAACGUGGGAGAAAGGUAUUGUCAGCCCCUGUAUGACAACAUCGCCCUGCCACCCUUAAAGCCUCCACCAGACAACACCCCGCAUUGUUGUCCGGGGGAGGGUUAAACAGCUAUAAUUUAUGACGCUGUAAGGGUUGAAAGUCGAAUGUAUUUGUGAAAUGCAUUGGACUUCCAACGACCCAAGACGCGAAUCUCCGCAUCAGACAAGCCCUGUUCAGCUGCGAAUGAUGCUGCGCCAAUUCGGAAACUGUGAAAUAGCAUCGUGUGUUAUAAAUAUAUAUAUAUAUAUAUAUAUAUAUAUAUAUAUAUAUAUACAGGGUGUAUAAAAAAAAGCGCAAUCCUCGACUGAAAUGUAAAUUGCUAAACAAAUAAUAGACGAAAACGUUAAAGUUUACAUUCAUUUUAAAGCGUAGCCAUUCAGCUUUCUAACAGUCGGUUGUUUCUUAAAUUUGACCCAUUGGUUCGCGGGUAAUAAUACUUUACGUUAUUGCGAUUGGAGAUUAAAAAAAUUGAGAUGGAAUAACAAAUCGUUCUCAUGAAAAUAACUGAUUUUUUCAUUAAAACAAAAAAAUGUUGCAUUUUAUUAAAUGGAUUGUAACAAUAAGUAUAAUUACGGCUUUUCUUCCACUAUUUUUAACUCAGUUUGAAACUUCAAAUGCAAUAUAAUUUUGGCUUGGACCAUCCAAGCCGACUGACAUCAACUUGCUAUAAUUUCUGUUUACAUUACAUCGCAAUUCGAUGACACUCUGGCUCAGACACCAAAAUGUUUUGACGAUUUUUAGCAUUCGUUUAGGAUUUUCAAACAACCUGGUCUCUUUUAAAAUACUUUUAAUUUGUUCUUACGUGGUUUUCCAGAUGUAGUGACGACAACAUUAAAGUUUAAAGAAGAAAAUUCUAACAUUUAAACCGACUAAACAAUAACAUAGUAAACUAGCAUAAUUAAACAGCAACUAAAAAUGAUAGGUUUUACUAAAUCUUUUCCUGUGCAAUUAUUACAAGCAUUGGAGACAAGGAUAAUAGUUUAUUUGAAAGAGAAAAGAACAGGCUUUGAAGUAAGCCUAAAAGCGUUUAACUACAGAUAGUAUUUCGAAAGUUAUUAAGCACAAAAGAUGAAUUGCGUUUAUUUUGAUACACCCUGUAUAUAUAUCAUUGUGUGUUUAAUUUAGUGUGUGUUAAUAUGUUUUUAGAUAAAAUUCAUAGAUGAAAAUAAAGUGUCAAACUUAAGUGUACAGGUAAGCAUGCAUGCACGUGUCCGUGUUUAAAGAUUUAUAGAGAAUUACCUCAUUUGCAAAAAGAAUUGAAUUGCUGAGGUAUCACAAAGAUUGCAAAAUGAAUGAUCCCCCAUGGAUGACUGUAUUGACAGUGUAGAAAGUAAAUAAGAAGGUGUGAAGUUGUACCACGAGCUCAAGGAACUUUGGGCAAAAGCAAGUAUGAAAGCCAGAAAGUAUCUAACUCGGCUAAAGUAUUAGAAGUAAUUCGCCAUAAACGACCAGUGCAUUUUUUAAAGUGGCACUCUCGUCAAAAUGUUUAUUUUCUUAAUUAAACGAAAAUGCUUUUAAAACUGUAUACUUACUUGUUUUGAAAAUUUUUGUUUCCAUGCUUUAUUCUUGAGAUAUUUCAUUUUGUUCGUAACCAUGUGAUGUCAUUUACUCAAUUACAUAUAUAACUAGAAAUACAUGCAUGCAACAACCCCUCGCCUAUAUUUUCCAAACAUUGUUUCAGCAUGAAGUAUUCUUAAUUAUGCAACCAAACUGAACGCAGGCUCGCGUUGCCACGUCAUGUUAGUCAUGGCAACACGAUAUUGUUUUUUUAAUUUUUUGUACAAACCGGGAAAAAAUAGAUGAAAUUUGAACACUUUUAAAUACAGAACUAUCAAUUUCUAGAAUAUAUAAAGUAGGUAUAAUAUUUUGGUUUCUACGGGCUUUAUUUUAAUGUAAAAUUCAAAACGAAACUCUACGUAAAAUGUUUUUAAAUGUGAAUUGAAAUUAACUGCUUUUUGCCGAUAUAUAAAACUUCUCAACUGGAGCUUCAACUUAUUACUCGCACUUUGAAAUGAAACAAAUAUAAUUUGUACAGGAUACCAAUGAAAAUAAUUUGCUUUCCUUUUUAUCAUUGACUUCUACAAAAGUUAAUUUAACUAAGAAACCUUCGCAGACAAUGCUUAGGAAAGACUUGAACAUUAAAAACAAAGUCUAUAUUAUUAAAUACAAAGUCAUACAUAAACACAAACUUGCCCUAUACUUUAGGAUUUAUCAUACAAUAUCAAUUCUUAUGAAUGUUUACGUUUAAAAAUUGCAAAAAAGUUGUGCAAUUUGUUAUGUGAAACGAUUUUCCAAGCUUUCUUACAUGUAUUUUUUUAUAUUUUUGCCAUCUUCACUCCUGGCAAACAACCAUAUUCUGAGAUCAGUGAUGACCACCCAUCGUUGGUGAGCGCGCCCGCGAUAAUUGAUGAACUUUAGACUCCGCUAAUGCUUUCGUUUCCCCGGGUGUAAAUAGCCGGGGGGGGGAUUAGUACCCUCGCACGGCGCUUCGCGCCGUCGACUCGGGGACGAGACAUCA